GCCUUACACCUCCCUAGGCAGGUGCUCUACCAUUUGAACCACCAGCACUUGAGUUCAAACUCCAGUACCAACCCCCCUUCAAAAAAGAAUAAAAGGAAUGAUAACAAUUUGGACCAUUAACCUGAGUAUGGUGGUACAUACCUGUAGUUCCAGCGAUCAGAGGGCUGAGGUAGGAGAAUUGAAGAAUUCCAGGCCAGCCUGGCUACAUAAUAAGACUGUGUCUCAAAAAACAAAUAAGAAAACAAAACAAAAAAAAUGACAUUGUGCUAUUAAAGAGGACCUUAUUCUUGUAGUUAAAAUGGAUAGUUGAGAGUAUCAAACCGAUACAGUGUUCAGGCCACACUGCAUACAUUUUAGAGCAUAAUGCAAUCAUGUCAUUUUAAAUGUCAGUGUUUACAAUUCAGUGGAAAUUUUAUUUCACAAAUUAAAAUUAGGAUGAAAAAGUUAACAUGGUUCUGAGAAGGAUGCACAGCUUUUAAUGCCUCCUUUAGGGUAAUUCAGGUAAAAAAGUUGCAGAUCACGGUAUUAUGUAACAUUAUCAGUCUUCCCCAUGGGGUAGGUAGGUAUUACAUGAUUGUCUGCAAUUUACUCCCUGUGACAAAAGGUGGGAGUAGUUGAAUGGUUUGCUUAAGGCCACAACUAGGGAAUGGCUGAGUUGCAAUGUGAACCAGGCCUUUUGGAGUUCAAGCUCAGGGUGCCAUCUACUUCAUAGCGAUUCCUCUCUCUGAAGGUAACCAAAAUCCUUGCUGCUCAAAGUGUGGUCCGUGGACCAGCAGCUUCAGCAUCCAGAAGCUUGCUAGGAGUACAGAAUCUCAGGUUCCCAGCCUCCAACCCAGACCCACUGAGCCAAGGUCUGCAUUUGAACAAGCUCCUGGCUAAUUUGUAUGCACAUUAGGGUUUGGGAAGCUCUUCCCCAGAGCACAUUCUAUACCCUCCUCGCUCUGCUGCUGCCAGCUUGGCCUCAGGACCACUUAAUAGCCCUCUGGGAUGGUCAGGGCCCAGAGGUCCAGCUGUGCCAUUGUUGUGGUGGUCUGGUCGCAGUGGCAGUAGUGUUUGGGAACUUUGUCUUAUGUAUUGAAGAAUGAAAGUCAUGGAGAACAGGGUGAGCAAAAGAGCAGAGUCUUAAGCAGAGAAGAAAAGGUGAGUUUUAUUUAAGCAGAGAGAAAAAGGAAGUUGAAAAACUCCCAUAUGCAUGGGAGGAGUCUCAGAAAGUCUGACCCCCCCCCCAGCCUCUUCAUCUGGUGGUUUUUAUAAGGAUUUUAUUUCCUCGUUGAAGGGAAGCUGAUUGCGUCUCUGUGCUAUUGGUUUAUUCAUGGGUGUAUGCUAUCACUAGCCAGUGUGUUCCAUGGGGACACUGUGUGUGCCCCCCUUUCCCUUCCCAGUGGCCCUGAGGUCCAGUGCACUAGCUGGGCAUCUUUUCAGGGCAUGGUUCACAUACCAUUCAUAUGCUUCAGUAUUUCAAAAUCUGGGUUUCAAGACUCCCCAGACUUCUCAGACCUGUUUAUCUCAUCUGUGUGUCCUUGGUAAGUUCCGUUGAGUUUCCCCUGUCCCUGUUCUGCCUGACCAUUUUCUGUCUCCUAACUUCCGGUCUCCUAACUUCUCACCAUCUUUACACCAUUGCUCAGUGUGUUGAUGUAAGUGAGUAACCUUGUGUUCCCCUUCAACCCUUGUAGGCUGUUUGGCCUAGACAUUAAAGGCAGAGACUGUGGUGAUGAGGCAGCUCAGUGGUUCACGAACUACUUGAAAACAGAAGUGUACAGGUUGGUUCAAUUUGAAGCAAGCAUGAAGGGGAGAGCAUCAGAGAAAAUUUUCCCUUUUGUGCAGAAUUACCAGGUGGCCUAUCCAGACUGCAGCCCCAUCUUGAUGCUCUCGGAAGCCUCCCUGGCAGAUCUGAACACCAGGAUGGAGAAGAAAGCAAAAGUGGAGAACUUCAGGCCAAAUAUUGUGGUGACAGGCUGCCAUGCUUUUGAGGAGGACACCUGGGAUGAGCUCCUAAUUGGUGAUGUAGAAAUGAAAAAGAUACUGGCUUGUCCUAGGUGCAUCAUGACCACGGUGGACCCAGAUACUGGAGUCAUAGACAGAAAGGAGCCACUGGAAACCCUGAAGAG
Castor canadensis (American beaver) is the source of this 2108-nucleotide messenger RNA. It is a transcript of the gene Mtarc2, whose product is annotated as mitochondrial amidoxime reducing component 2. Lineage: Eukaryota; Metazoa; Chordata; Mammalia; Rodentia; Castoridae. Gene Ontology annotation, molecular function: pyridoxal phosphate binding; nitrate reductase activity; molybdenum ion binding. The record is from RefSeq and is a predicted model, not a curated record. Gene Ontology annotation, biological process: nitrate metabolic process. Gene Ontology annotation, cellular component: mitochondrial inner membrane.